AGCCACGUGGACGAAAUUCAAACUAUAUAAACCCCUCCACGCGAAAAACACACACUUAAAAAAUCUCUCUCUCUCUCUCUAGAUCUCUCUCUCUCUCAUCCCUCUGUUGAUUGUAAUUCUCCUUUGCUUCGAAUUCCUCAAUGGAAAAUUCAACCCGGACCCGGUGCUCCGUUCUCGUAAUCGGAGCCGGUAUUUCUGGAAUAACGGCGGCGAAGGUACUGGCGGAGAACGGAGUGGACGACUUUGUGAUACUAGAGGCGGCUGAGAGAAUAGGGGGAAGGAUAAAGAAGGAAGAGUUCGGCGGCGUGACGGUGGAGCUCGGCGCCGGUUGGAUCGCCGGCGUGGGAGGGAAGGAGGUGAACCCGGUCUGGGAACUGGCGCGUGAGUGUAACCUCCGCACUUGUUUCUCCGACUACAGCAACGCUCGUUACAACAUAUACGACGAUAAUGGGAAGAUAUUUCCGAGCGGCGUAGCGUCGGACUCCUACAACAAGGCGGUGGAAUCGGCUAUCCAGAAGCUGCGUAACCAAGUAUCCAAUCCCAACGCCAAUGAAACGCCGUUAGCUCCGAAGAGUCCAAUCGACCUCGCAAUUGACUUCAUUCUUCAUGAUUUCGAAAUGGCAGAGGUGGAACCGAUUUCAACUUUCGUUGAUUUUGGAGAGAAGGAAUUUCUGGUCGCCGAUGAAAGAGGAUACGAGCAUUUCCUGUAUAAAAUGGCGGAAUCCUUCCUUUCUUCCUCGUAUGGUAAAAUCACUGACAGCAGGUUGAAGCUCAACCAGAUUAUUCGGGAAUUGCAUCACUCGAGAAAUGGUAUAACCGUAAAAACAGAAGAUGGUUGUAUUUACGAAGCCGAUUACAUUAUUUUAUCCGUAAGCAUUGGUGUUCUUCAAAGCCAACUCAUCUCCUUCUCACCGCCUUUACCCAGAUGGAAAACAGAGGCUAUAUCGAAUAUCGAUAUAAUGGUGUACACAAAAGUCUUCCUAAAAUUUCCCCGUAAAUUUUGGCCGUGUGGAGCUGAUAAAGAGUUCUUCAUUUACGCCCAUGAACGACGAGGGUACUACACAUUUUGGCAGCACAUGGAGAAUGCAUACCGGGGGUCAAAUAUCCUUGUUGUUACAUUGACUAACGGAGAAUCGAAACGAAUCGAAGCACAAUCGGAUCAAGAAACCAUGAGUGAAGCAAUGGAAGUACUUAGAAAAAUGUUCGGCCCUGAUAUUCCCGAUGCCCUCGAUAUACUCGUACCGCGGUGGUGGAACAAUCGCUUCCAAUGUGGUAGCUAUAGUAAUUAUCCCAUCUACUUAAAUCAUCAACUCAUCGAUGAUAUAAAGGCGCCGGUCGGGCGGAUAUUUUUCGCGGGAGAACAUACGAGCGAGAAAUUCAAUGGAUACGUGCAUGGUGCUUACCUUUCGGGGAUCGAUACUAGUAAAGCUUUAGUCGAAGAAAUGAGGAGUGAGAAAGAGAGGAAAGUCGAAAGUCAACCCUGUUUUCUAGAAACUUCUGGAAAUCUCUUUAUUAGUCACCGCAGUAAGCUGGGAUUUUCCGAGGCUUGUUGAUCACUAGACGCGCGUGUGUGUGUGUGUGUGUAUUUAAUUAGCUGCUAACUGUAAUUUUUAGAGCAAUACAUUGUUCUCUAAUUCUUGCACUUACAUUUGUUUGGAAAUAAAUAAAAUGUCUGGUUUGGUUUUGUUGUCCAUUCUCAAACGGACUCUCUUCAUAUGUGGAAUAC
This is a messenger RNA of Erythranthe guttata (spotted monkey flower), 1726 nucleotides long. It is a transcript of the gene PAO1, whose product is annotated as polyamine oxidase 1. The record is from RefSeq and is a predicted model, not a curated record. Gene Ontology annotation, biological process: polyamine catabolic process. Gene Ontology annotation, molecular function: polyamine oxidase activity. Lineage: Eukaryota; Viridiplantae; Streptophyta; Magnoliopsida; Lamiales; Phrymaceae.